GAGUGUGAUUAUGGUCAUUUCUCUUCCCGGUAAUGUGGCCAGCAGGGGGGCAAAAUGUUCAACUUUUACCCACUAAAGCGUGCUUUUAGUCAGCUACUUAAUGUGUUGUGCUUCAGUGAAACCUAAAAGCAUCCCAGCGCGCGGACAGAAACUUUGUACGCAGGCAUAUCUAGUGAAACGGGUGCUGACUGCAGGCUGAACUGGCAACCGACGGUCCCGGGGCAGGUCCUGCCAUUACGUCGCCAAGAGUCCGGAGGCUGAGGUUUGUGUGGACAUUUCUGGGAAAGCCUCCAAAGCUCUGUUUUGCCAAGGAGAACCUGGGAAGAAGCACAGGCGCGUUUUCCUGUACAGACUCAGCGCAGGUUUCCAGCGAGGUUCAGACUGUGCGAAUCUCUGUCGUCGGAGGUUCCUCCUUCCUGCGCGCAGGAGAUCGUCCCACAGUCAGCUGGGAAUAAACAAUGCCCCAGGAUUAUUUUGACAGAUUAAGUUAUUAGGAUGUAAGCGUGAGUGUGUUUUGGAGUCCAAAUAUUUUCGGCGAAAGACUUCAUUCAUUUUCUCUGGGGGCUGAGGAAUUAUUUCAAAGUUUGGGAUGUUUGUAUAACAGAGAUGAUCUAUCACCCUGAUCUCCUGGGAUUAUACUGGUAAACGGAAGUGUUGCUGAGAUGAAGUUCUGGAUAUAAGUGUUUACAACAAACUCUUCUCUUAUUCGCCUUGUCUGUCAGUGAAGUGGACUUCCUCAGCAGAAGGCAUGCUCUGAAACAGAUCACUGGCAGAAUAUUACGCGCCGAUUCUGCACACUGCAGGCUAUGUGUUCAUCUGGAAUUCAUUGAUUAAACCUCAAAUGCGCUAAAGACGCGGCAGGAUCGCGGCUCCACCACUGGAUCCGUAUCUUUCCCUCAGUGAGUGUUUAGCCCACUUUAUCUGGAGUCUCGCCAGAAUGCGGAGAGCUUUUGUUCUCAGUUUAGCUCUGAUAUAUCUGCUCACCUGGACAGGCGAAGCCGACAGACAGACUCACCUCAAGCGGGUGCAGUUCCGCAGACGCUCAAAACUGGGACGUGCCCAGUUGGGCGCAACGGACAAGGAGCGCUUCGUCGGACGUGUGCGCCCUGGGUUUGGUUCGGCAAUUUCGGUGCACAGCUCCAGGAACGGGGAAGAUGUGCAGGCUGACGAGGGUGUUCCAGUUUCCGCCCGGACAGGGACUGUGCAGAGAAAGAGAGCAGGAGGUCAGGGUCUAGGGCCAAGGAGAGGGGUGGCCGGACAGAUUGGCUUACCCCGUCAGCCGAACAUGCUGCAAGAUGAGGGCACCCCAGGAGCGAGAGCCAGGGUCGCCCGGAUGCCCAGCAGCGCCGGGUCACCAAAUCUGCUGGCCAGUUUCGCAGGGAAGAACCGCGUCCUGGUGAUGUCGGCGCCUCAUGAUUCAGACGGCUAUUACCGACUGAUGAUGUCUCUUCUGAAACCUGAUGUGUACUGCGAGCUCGCCGAGCGACACGUCCACCAGAUCGUCAUGUUUCAUCAGGAGGGAGAGAUGGGGGGCAAGGUGAGGAGGAUCACCACGGAGGGGAAGGUGAUGGAGGAGCCGCUGGACACAGCACUCAUCCCCAGACUCAUGAGCUUUCUCAAACUGGAGAAAGGUAAGUUUGGGAUGGUGCUGCUGAAGAAGACCCUGCAGGUGGAAGAGCGGUACCCCUACCCUGUGAGGCUGGAAGCCAUGUAUGAGGUGAUUGACCAGUCACCCAUGAGGAAGCUGGAGAAGCUCCGACAGAAAGGCUUCGUCCAGAAGUGUAGAGGAGCAGGUGUGGAGGGUCAAGUGGAGGAGGGCCCAUUCACAGCAGUAGAUACACCAGUAGAAAGAAAGCCAGGGAAGAAGAUCUUCAGAAAGCCCACCACCACAACAACAACUACCACCACCACCACCACAGCAACUACAACCAGGCCCACCACUACCACCACCACCACCACCACGACCAGAGCAACAACAACCACCACCAAACCCACCACCAGAAGAACCACCACAACCACCACAAAACGACCAACCACCACCACCACUACCACUACCCAGAGACCAACCAGAGCCCACACCACAGCCCUAUGGCUCCCAGCCCCCAGAACCACUGCUGAUCCUUACUACUACAACCCCAGAGAGAGGGACAGGUACCCGGCUAAAACCACCUCGGCUGGAGAUAACCGCACUGACAAAGACAACAGAGAUCCACACAGCCGCAAGCUGGUACCUGGCACACAUAAACCCUCCAAGAUCAAACCCACCAAGAGGAAGAAUGGUGGAGAGAAGGUGUUGACUAAUGAGUACGAGGACAAGUUUGAACCCGGCAAGCCAACAGCCAGUGAUCCUGUGGAGACAGAAACCUUCACCGACAUCAGUCCUACCAAGAAGGUCAAGGGCAAGCACGAUAAGCACGACAAGAAGAGGAAAAAGAAUGACAAGGCCGCCAAGAAGGCAGAGAGGACAGGAGGAAAGGCAGGGAAGGAGGGGAAGAUCGGGGGAAAGAAAAAUGGAAAGAAGCUGUUAAAGUACCCUGAGAAAGAGGACUACCCAAAGCCCACUAAGAAGCCAACACCCCCUCCAAAGGGAGCUCUGGCCUCCUUCCUGGACUACUUUGAGAACAGGAGGCGGCUGCUGCUGAUUACGUCCCCCAGUGAGGAGAACAGUAUGUAUGUUCAGCAGAGGGACGAAUACCUGGAGUCUGUGUGUGAAAUGGCCAUCAGGAAAGUCUCCAUCAUCACCAUCUUUGGCUCACUGAUCAACUCUACCAUGAAAAUUGACCACUACCAGCUGGAAAAUGACAAGCCUAUGAAGGGUCUUCGUCAGGAGGACCUAGUGAACCAGGAUCUUAUCACAGAGCUGAGGAAAGAGUUUAGCAUGACACAUGAUGACUUCUUCAUGGUUCUCACUGACACCGACAUGAGAGUCAAGCAAUCCUAUGAGGUUCCCAUCGCCAUGAAGGCCGUAUUUGACUACAUCGACACCUUCUCCUCCCGCAUCCGGGACAUGGAGCAGCAGAAGAAAGACGGGGUUGUCUGUAAGAAAGAGGACAAGCCCAGAUCUUUGGAGAACUUCCUCUCCAGGUUCCGUUGGAGACGUCGCCUGUUCAUCAUCUCCGCCCCCAACGACGAGGAGUGGGCCUAUCAGCAGCAGCUCUACGCCCUGACCAGCCAGGCCUGCAACCUUGGUCUGAGGCACAUCGCCAUUCUGAAGUUGGUCGGCACGGAGCUGCUGGAUAUGGGCGGAGUCUUGGAACUCUAUCCUAUCAAUGGGAGUGCUACUGUGGAGCGUGAAGGGCUGUCAGCCACCCUGGUGAAGGACAUGAGGAACUACUUCCAGAUCAGCCCAGAAUACUUCUCCAUGCUGCUUGUAGGGAAGGACGGCAACGUUAAGUCCUGGUACCCUUCACCCAUGUGGUCCAUGGCUAUUAUCUAUGACCUGGUAGACUCUAUGCAGCUCCGCAGACAGGAAAUGGCCAUCCAGCAGUCACUGGGUAUGCGCUGCCCUGAGGACGAGUAUGGUGGUUAUGGCUACCAUCAGCAUGGAUACGAACACGGUUACCAGGAUGGCUAUCACCAGGGCUACGGUUACUAACUCCUCCCUCUGCCUUGCAGCUGGUACUUGGCAGUAUCGGCCCUCUUCCUUUCACCCAUAACCUUUUUUAAUCUUUCCUACAAUCCUCCACCAGGCAGUUGGCUCAGAUGGAGUGAGGUCCCUGAAUGUUUUGUAGCACUUAGUGAAAGCCUCAAAACUGUUGCUUUCACCUAUCCAGUUCUUUGAGAUAUAUAUAGCAUAGUAUGCUGCAAGUAAUGGUAAUUUUUGCAAGGGGCUUUAAUCAGAGCCGGUUAGUCAACAAACGUGUAGAUGAGCCGGGAGGUUCAGGGAUCUGUUGUGGACUUAGUUUUUGUUUUAUGGAUUUGUCAUUUCUGACUUCAAACAAAGAGUGUUUUGCACGUUAUUAUAUUAUUCCUCUCCUUCACUUGCAUUCCAGGUCAAAUUUACAUAGUCAUGUCAUCAGCACAGACCUUUAUUUUGUAGAUAAUGGGCUAAAAUAAGACAUAUAUGUAUUUAUUGGACAUCUGUUGCAUUUGUGCAGUUAUUGAUUAUUAUAUGAAAAUAAGCUGUCACAUUAUUUCUCUUUUGUAAAGUUUCUGUUGCUAUACAAUGUUCUUAUUUAUACUCUAUUGUGCUAUAUGACAAAUAAACAUUUGUUUACUACCA
This is a messenger RNA of Siniperca chuatsi (mandarin fish), 4222 nucleotides long. It is a transcript of the gene ccdc80, whose product is annotated as coiled-coil domain containing 80. Bases 938 to 3595 code for a protein of 885 amino acids. The record is from RefSeq and is a predicted model, not a curated record. Lineage: Eukaryota; Metazoa; Chordata; Actinopteri; Centrarchiformes; Sinipercidae. The transcript has 10 exons.